This is a messenger RNA of Salarias fasciatus (jewelled blenny), 5697 nucleotides long. Its product is annotated as protein FAM3C-like. The record is from RefSeq and is a predicted model, not a curated record. NCBI's taxonomy places the organism in Eukaryota, Metazoa, Chordata, Actinopteri, Blenniiformes, Blenniidae. The coding region runs from base 4597 to 5283 and encodes 228 amino acids. The transcript has 12 exons.
AAGCAGGUGCGAGAGCAGUGAAGAAGGAGGAAGUAAAUAUGUCGGAAUGUCUGGUUUCUUCCUUGUGUCGAGCCUCGUUCAGAGGUGGUAAAUGUGCUGAUCUCUGAGCUCCACGAUGACAGCAGGAUAACGAGGCUCUGCUCUGCCGUCAGUGAAGAUGUCCGCUCCACAGGCCGGGUUAAGGCUUCACCCUGGGAUUAUUGCGUCGGUGGUCUUCGUCUGCGUGGUGGCGGCGGCGGCCGCCGUAUUGAUCAUACGGAAAUACUGCUUCCCAGUCAAUGAGGCCACGUACAGAUACUCGGUGCUGAGGCAGAUGGAGGACCAGCAUUCCGGGGUGACGGAGGAGGACGGCGACAGAGGGCCCUGCACAGUCGGAGAGGAAUCAGACGAGGAGCUUCUGGAGUAAAUCUGCAGCCGGGCUUUAGGUGGAUUCACUGAGAAGGAGGUUAUAGAGUGGGUUUUCUAUAUUCGUUAUUUAUUUAUGAACUGAUUACAAACAUAUAUUAAACUUUAAUGGCAACGUUUAGAUGCAGAACAAGCAAAUGGAGCCAGUUGUUACAUCUCAGAGGCUGGAACCACCAUAUUGCAGUUGCUUUCCAUCUAUUUUUUUUCCCCCUGAGAUAAACUGAUCUCGUGGCUGUUAAAUAUUUUUUCUGAGGAUCAAUUGAUCGACUGGUUUCAUCUGGGUCAUAUUGGAUUCACACUUCCUGAGAACUGUUGUCGAUGUGCUAUUUCUUGGUGUUCUUAUUUUGUCCGUCACCAAGUCAGAUGAAGCUGAUAAGUUUUUAAAAAUCAGUGUCCAUGCUUCUAAAGUGACCUUCAGCUAUUGAUAAGCAUCUAUUUCUGUUCCAGUUCUCACCUCUCAGGGGACGCCCAUGAAUCCCCCUGAUCCUUUGCUUGAUGGAGGCUGCAGGCUAAAGUGAGAGCAGGAAAAAAAAAUAAAAACCCAAAACAACCUCGAGUGUUUAUCUGAGCAUAAAACUUAUCUAUAUUUGUUAGAAUUUAUAUUCCUUCUAACCAGGCUUUGUUGCAUUAUCUAGUGCUAAAUAUAGACUGAUGUGCUCGGUAUAAAGAAGGAAUAAUUUGAUCAGCAGUGAUACCUGAUGUCGGUCUUCCAACAUGCUGCUACAGUUGUGGUUAUUUUAGAAGAGGAGCCUGAUUGCAGAUUUUAAUGAGGAUUAAGACGCAACUAUUCGGAUUUGUUAUUUUUUACUUGAUCUUCAUAUGAAAAAAAAAAAAAAAAGCCAGGCUAAUUAACUUGGAGAAGUAAACUCUAGUUGAGUCUUUUCACAAUACGUACCUUAAAAUAAAAAACAAAAGCCCCAAAUUUCAAGAAUAUUCAUUUUGUGCAAUAACUGUUUUCAAUAGGCAGAGUGAUGCUGAUGAACAAUGCUUUUUGUCUCAACCUAAGUGCGUUUAAGUCUGAUGCAGAGCGCGUCAAUAUAAGACAUUAUCCAGGGAAUAAACCCUCUUUUCACAGCCGCUGCAUUAAGACUUGACAUUUCAGAUAUUUUAGGCCUCUAAUUCAGCGACAGCUAAUAAUAGUCAUUACAGGACUGCAGAUAUUUACCAAUUGGCCCAUUCCUUUUUGAAAAUAUUCCCUUGUUUGGGCCAACGCCAACCCAUUUAAGGUGUGCUCAUUCUUUAAUGGAUGCCGAGUGCUGAGUGAUGUUACGUGAUGUUUUUUUUUACAGUCGCGCUCGCCUCCAAAGAGGAAGAAAGUAGCAGCUCCACAUGCUCGGGAGGUGCAAGUGAGCAUCAGGAUGUGAGCAUCUAGGUGACAGGAUGCUCCUGGCAGCUCAAACUGAUUAAUAGAUAAUCAGAAAUCAGUAUGGUUUCUCUUUAAUUGUUAUUUGUGUGAUCAACAAAUUAAGCUGUGAAGCCAGUCUGUUGUCACCCAUCUCUUCUUGUUAAGAUUUCUUAUUUCAGGGUUUCCAGGCACUUUGUGGAAAGCGGUUGCUAAUGUCGGCCGUGAUGGUGCUUAACUCACACGGAAAUACGUUUCCCAUUAAAUAUGUUUAACCUGUACAUUGACUCAAGUGUGAUGAAUGAAUACGAGUGAAUAUAUGCUUUAUUAUAGGGUUCAAAGUCAUUACCGCUUCUGAAUGCCAGGUGAAGGAUCUGUGAAGAGCCGUGUGUUGAAAAUCUGUCUUAUGGCUGUUCCAUUAACCCAUAAACACUUUCUGCAAUUGAACCAAAUGCAAUCAAACACGAGUGCUUGAAGCUCACGGUGAUGUGCUGCUUUCUGAAUGCUUAAAUGUUCCCUGUGAUUGGUGAAUGAUAGACCACAAUGACCCUCUGCUGGUUGUCUUUAGUAUUACACCUUGAAUUUCAAGACAUGAUUACUCAACCAUGAACAGUGCUCUCACUAAAAUAUUGAGAACUGAAAGAUGUGACCCUGAGACGCUGUUGAAGGAUGUAUCGAAGAAUUAAGACGUUUAAGUCCCCAUAAAGAUACACAUCAUGUUAAUUUACACAAUCUUACACUGUAGUGUAAAGGUGGCCAAAGUCAUGCAUAUUUUACCAUAAUGAGUUUCAAUAAAAUAAUGGACUUUAGUUCUGUUUCAAUAUUCUCUGUACAUUAUUUAGUGCAAUGCAGUGUCAUUUUUUAUACAGCUAAAGAAAAUAUGUCUUUCUGGACUCAUUGGGUACCUGUUUAAACUUACAGCUGUUUCAGUUUGCAGAUGUUCAACCUGCAGUGUUUCAUAUUUCGAGGAGUUAAAACUCAAGAUUCAGGUGCUACCUUGUUGAGCAAAUGGGCCAAACUGUUGUUUUAAUAAUUUAAUAACUUUACUAAUACCACAAUUAGUUUUUUGAACCAAUCAUGCUUAGUUUAGCAGGAAAUGCAAAUAAAUGCGUAUGUUAACAAAUAUGGCACUGUGGCAAAAGAAGUGUUAAGAUGUGCUAUAUAACAGCAAUUUCAUAUUUUGUGUAGUGUUUUUUUUCGUGUGUGUGUGUGUGUGUGUGUGUGUGUGUGUGUGUGUGUCCAUAAGAUUUCAACUGGAUUUGACAAAAUUACUCUGAGCAUUUAUACUUGUGCCUUUUUACAUAUGUUCCUUCUUUUAUCUAUGUUUGCACCUCCACCAAAACAAAUUCCUCAUAUAAGGCUACUGUACUUGGCAAUAAACCUGUUCAUGAUUUUGAUAGCACAUUUACAUCUGCAUUGGAUUUUUGGCUAUAGGUUGAACACACAUUGAGUAUUACGUAUAUCGUGACCCACAGGUUGAUGCUGACCGUCGUGGCUUUAGGAUGAUCGACUGUGAGAAAUAGACGGUUGGUUCAUUAGUGAGUAAAUACUGCUUGUUUUGUUGUUGUUUUGUCUGUACUGUCGCCAUGUCAGUGCAAACACAAGGGAAAAUUACACGAAAUUACACUACUUAAGCUGUAACAACUUUAGAGCUCACACUCGCGCUCGGGUGAGCUAACUGGUGCAGAUUUUCAUUCUAAGUUUCAGAGAAUAUUCUCCUCUGUCAACACCGCUCAAGUGCUCAACACAGAUCUAUUAACACUUUACGGUGCCCGUAAAGUUCAGAGUGUUGUUGAACCUGUCAAGAAACACUGAAGGAGAUGUUUUGUAGUUUAUUUUUGUAACCCAUUAUACAAUUGUGUUGAUGUCAAAACAGGGCUGAGGAAAAGGCUGUUUUUCUUUGGAAGCUGUGAGACAAAUAAAAGUUCAGAGUUUAGCUGGAGCUGAGGGAUCAGCGGAGGGGAUGCCAGCUGAAAGGAGGGCUCGACCUUCGCUUCAAGAGAUUAUGGGGUGACUGACCAUGUAAACAACGCUGUGUUGCUUUGAGCCGAAAACAAAAGUGACUGUAAUGAUUCUGUCUUUAAAACUAAAUCAGUUUAUUAUUUCCACAUCAUGCUGUUUACCGAAUAAUGAGACUGACAGGUUCGGGUAGAUUUCUUGACCUUGAGUUUUGGGGACCCGGGUUUGAAACCGCAGUGGGAUAUAAAAAAAAGAAAAGCAGACAAUACUUGAUAUCUGAUUCUUAUUUCUUCUGUAAUACUUUAUAUAUGUAUGAGCUGCUUUAUCCAGAUAAUCCCUCGUAUCAUAUGUGUUUUACAAAAAAAUUUCCAUAGAAAUGGAAAAACCAAAGAGGUGCAAUGAUUUUUCUUUACACCCUUUUUUUUCAUUUACACAUGCAAUUUGUAAUAUGAAGCGUUUGACCCUUUUCUCUCCUCCUCCUCCUCUUUCUGCCAUCUCCCUCUAUGGGUUUCAGCUUUGCGACCAGCGAUGCACAAUCUGCUAUUUUCAAACCUCAUUGUCCGCCUCACACAGUAUUUCUUUUCUGGCAGACACCUUCCCUUGUUUGACAUUAUAAUACACAGAAACCUGAUCAUCUAGUUCACACUGUCAGUGUCAAUGUCAGUGUGUGUGUGUGUGUGAAAAACUACAGUAAUGCCACAUCCCACAUAAAGUAGGGCUCCUAUAUCCCGACACCUCGCCUCCCAUAAGGUGUGUUUGGAACUGCUUCACAGAUGAGACGACACAGUCGCUCUGCUGCGUCUGUUAUAUAUAUUGAGUGCCUCUAGUACGUAUAAACCGCCGUAGCGUUUCCUCAUCUGACACAAGAAGCUCUGUGAUUGGUGGAAGACAUGAAAUGUCGAGUGAUUUGGAAACUUGCGCCUGCGCUUGCUGUCCUGAUCACAUUGGGAAUCUCCAUCAAUUAUUACAACGCACAGGAGAAAGUCAAAAGUUUGCUUGGCUUUUAUAAUGAGGAUCAAAAGUUCAGAACAGCCCCGACCUCGCCUUCACCCCGGUGCGGCCUCUCGGCGGUUUGUCCAUCCGACCGCUUCGCCGUGCACAUCAGGAGCGGAGCGGCAAACAUCGUCGGGCCAAAGAUCUGUUUUGAUGGUAAAACCAUCAUGAGUCACGUACUGAACAACGUGGGGCCGGGGCUGAACGUGGUGGUAGCCGACGGUGAAGAUGGAGUGGUGGUGAAACAUGGCUAUCUUGAUAUGCAAGACGGAAACCCAGAAGAUAUCCUGGACUACCUAAAGUCAAUAAAACCAGGAUUGAUAGUUUUAGUGGCCUCGUUUGGCGACGUGACAAAGAAGAUGACACCUGAAAUGAGGGAGAUAUUUGUCGGUAUGGGAAGCACUUUGAUCAGGUCUGUAAAACAACGAGACAGCUGGGUGUUUGCUGGGAGAGCAGGGACGGAAAUCAAAAGCCUCUUUGAGAAGCGAGCUGUUAAUGAUGAGAAAACCAACAUCUAUGAAGGAUGGCCAGAAAUAGUGGAGGUGGGCGGCUGUUUCCCGAGAAGCCCAGCAGCGACCGGCUGAGUGGCACAAACUUUAAUUCGUUUGUGAUGAACUGCAAAUCAGGAUGGAAGUGUCUUUUGAAAAUAGCCCUGAUAUUAAAUCCCGGCUCUCACACACAGUAUUGCUUCUUUCUCCACAUAUAAAAGCUGUACGUGUCGGCCUUAAAACUCUGUUAUCUUUUUAAAGUAUUUAAAGCAUCUUUUUUUUUUCCAGGUUUUCCCACAGUUACAUCUACGUGUUCAGCUAAUAUUUCCUACAUUCAUGCUUUUCUCCCUUUUCUGCCGCUUUGCCCAUUUAUGUUUAUUUUCUGUUAGAACAGACGAAUAAAUUGGUAAUUAUUCUCAUUAAUAGUAAUCGAAAAUGCUAAAUGAAUGUCCAGUAAAAUAACAUUUUUAAAAAUCCCUUGGCUACUGUGCACAUUUUUGAUAAGACUUG